Sesamum indicum (sesame) is the source of this 3787-nucleotide messenger RNA. RefSeq names its product Armadillo/beta-catenin repeat family protein / kinesin motor family protein (gene MRH2). Lineage: Eukaryota; Viridiplantae; Streptophyta; Magnoliopsida; Lamiales; Pedaliaceae. Gene Ontology annotation, cellular component: mitotic spindle; spindle microtubule. Gene Ontology annotation, molecular function: ATP binding; microtubule binding; plus-end-directed microtubule motor activity. The record is from RefSeq and is a predicted model, not a curated record. Gene Ontology annotation, biological process: spindle elongation; mitotic spindle assembly; microtubule-based movement.
GACAACCAUCUGAACUGACAAGAAGUCCAAGACAAAAAAGUGUUACACAGAAUCAGAUGGGAAUGGAGAAAGGCAGUGACUCAACGCGGGAAUGAACAAACCCAUUUUUCUAUUGAAUCUUUCUCCAAGUCGUGCCGGCCUCAAUGUUCCAACCCUCUCGCACACGCUCCUCUCUCUCUCAACAACUGUCAACGUGAGAGAGAAAUCUUGUUUUCAAGAAACUGGCUGGUUUGGCGUGCUGGUGUGUGAAGAAAGAUGGCGUCUUCGGGGAAUGUGGGAAGAGCUUCGUACAAGUCUGAGAGGCCACAUUCUUCUGGUAAUGGUAGUGUUUCUUUGAGAAAUAAUGGCGGUGGUGCACAAGGGCAGCAGCAUUCUGCCCGCCCCAAAGCGCCCAUGUCCAGUUCGAGACGCUCGGUUACUCCCAUUUCAAGAACUCGCUCUCUGCCUCUUGAAGAUGACCCAGAGUCUGAAAGAGUGAGAGUUGCUGUUAGACUUCGACCUAAAAAUGCUGAGGAUCUUGCUGAUUCCGACUAUUCUGACUGUGUUGAACUUCAGCCUGAGCUGAAAAGGUUAAAGUUGAGGAAAAACAAUUGGAGUUCUGAGUCUUACAGAUUCGAUGAAGUAUUUACUGAAAGUGCUUCUCAAAGACGUAUUUAUGAGGUGGUAGCAAAGCCUGUAGUUGAGCGUGUGCUGGACGGGUGUAAUGGCACAGUUAUGGCUUAUGGUCAAACAGGCACUGGGAAGACUUACACCCUUGGCAGGCUGGGUAAAGAGGACGAAUCUGAGCGUGGGAUAAUGGUUAGAGCUAUGGAGGACAUAUUAGCGGGCACAUCUACAUCUGAUACUGUUGAAGUCUCUUAUUUGCAGUUAUACAUGGAAUCUAUUCAAGAUUUGCUUGCACCGGAAAAGAUAAAUAUUCCAAUUGUGGAGGACGCCAAGACUGGAGAAGUAUCAGUUCCUGGUGCUGAAAUAGUUAAAAUACGAAAUCUUGGUCACUUCUUGCAACUAUUGCAAGUUGGAGAAGCUAAUCGUCAUGCAGCUAAUACAAAGAUGAAUACAGAAUCAUCACGCAGUCAUGCAAUUCUCAUGGUUCAUAUUCAUAGAUCUGCACAAGAGAAAGAAGAUAUAGAUGUUGGUCAACAAAAAGAGAUUCCCACGGAUAGACAUGGACAUCAUGUGGCGACUAUCCGGAAAAGUAAGCUACUGCUUGUGGAUCUUGCAGGAUCUGAGAGGCUGGACAAAUCAGGGAGCGAAGGCCACUUGCUUGAGGAGGCCAAAUUUAUCAAUCUCUCUCUUACUUCUUUAGGAAAGUGCAUAAAUGCAUUGGCUGAAAACAGUGCUCAUAUACCAACCAGGGAUUCUAAGUUGACAAGAUUGCUUCGUGAUUCAUUUGGAGGAUCCGCAAGAACUUCACUCAUAAUUACAAUUGGGCCAUCUUCUCGUCAUCAUGCAGAAACUGCAAGCACUAUAGUUUUUGGACAAAGGGCCAUGAAAGUUGUAAACAUGGUGAAGGUGAAAGAAGAAUUUGAUUAUGAAAGCUUAUGCAGGAAGCUCGAGACACAAGUUGAUCAUCUCACUGUGGAAAUUGAUCGACAACAAAAGUUAAGGGAAAAUGAAAAAAAUGAAAUGAAGAAGUUGCUAGAAGAAUUUGAAAAUUCUACUGCUGAAGCAGAAAAACGUUUUGUUGCUAGAUCUGAGUUAUUAGAGAAGGAGAAUGGUAAAUUAACAUUGCACGUGAAAGAAUUACUACAAGAGUUGGAUAGUCAGAAAGAGCAAAACAAAUUGUUGCUUGAUGAGAUUACACUCUUAGUAACGAGUGUGAGUAAUAGUAAGUUACUGGAGGAGGAAAAUACUCGUCUGGCGGUGGAGUUGAAUAAUGUUAUUACAGACCUGAAAUGCCAGAAAGACAAAAACAUCAUCAUGCAUGAUGAGAUUGAACGCCUUGAGAUUAACUUAAAGCACAGCAAGCAACAGCAGCUAGAUAAAUCAACCUAUCAGAAAGUACUUGCUGAUACAACCCAAAUGUAUGAAGAGAAAAUAGCUGAUUUAAUGAAGCAAAUAGAAGAUGCAAAUGUGCGAUGCUUAAGUGCUGAAGAAGAAAUGAAGAUGAUGAAGAAGCAAAUUAGUGAUACUCAAGUGUUGUUGCAGCAAAAUCAGGUGGAAAAUUCUAGAUAUCAUGAAGCACUUGCGACCACCACUAAGAUGUAUGAAGAUAGAGUAGAGGCAUUAAAUCAGCAACUUAAAGAUGAGCACGCCCGUGCUCGUGAAAUUGAAGAAGAAUUAAAUUCUACAAAACGGCUUCUAGGAGAGUAUCGAAAUUCAGUCCAGGUUAAUGCAGAGAAAGAGAUUGAUGAUCUUCGAAUGAGACUGCAAGGAAUGCAUCAGCUGCAUGAGACAACUGCCAAUGAUUUUCGACUAUUAAGCAUCGAAUACAAGAAUCUAGAAUCAGAAAAGGAAACACUUAAAAAUGAACUUCAUGCUGUAAGACAAACACUUCAAGCAGAGGAAAGGCGAAGAAGGAAAGCUGAAACAGAGCUUGUUAACGUAAUGAAGGUUGUUCCAGAAAGUGAAGAUGGAUUUGAGGAAAAGAUAUCGUAUAUGCAUGAAAAUACAACCAAAACAACUUCAGGUUUAUGCAACCUGCAAAGUUCGCAUAAGUCAACCAGGUCAAGAGAAACUAUUCUAAGCCAGAGGAAUACAAUCACCAAAAUAUGUGAGGAAGUUGGUCUCCAAAAGAUAUUGUCAUUGUUACAAUCUGAGGAUUUGGAUGUCCAAAUUCAUGCUGUGAAAGUCGUGGCUAACCUUGCUGCAGAAGAUAUCAAUCAGGAACGGAUUGUGCAAGAAGGGGGUCUAGAUGCACUGCUCAUGUUGGUGGAAUCAUCCCAGAACAUAACAAUACUCCGGGUUGCUUCUGGUGCCAUAGCUAAUUUGGCAAUGAAUGAAAUGAAUCAAGGUCUAAUAACGAAUAAAGGUGGAGCUAAACUUCUAGCAGAUGUGGCGUCAAAAACAGAUGAUCCGCAAACUCUUCGGAUGGUUGCUGGAGCAAUUGCAAAUCUGUGUGGAAAUGAGAAGUUACAUGUGGUUCUGAAAGAAGAUGGAGCCAUUAAAGCGCUCUUGGGAAUGACUAGAUCAGGGAACGCAGAUGUUAUUGCUCAGGUUGCCAGGGGAUUAGCUAACUUUGCCAAGUGUGAGUCGAGAAGAAUCAUGCAAGGCCGUUUUAAAGGUCGUUCCCUUCUAAUGGAUGAUGAAGCUCUGCCAUGGUUGCUAGCAAACUUGAACACUAGUUCUACUGCAAUCAGACGCCAUAUGGAACUUGCUAUUUGCCAUUUAGCUCAAAAUGAGGACAAUGCCAAGGAUUUCAUAACCGGUGGUGGUCUGAAGGAACUGAUCGGAAUCUCAGACGAGUCUGCAAGAGAAGAUAUCCGCAACUUGGCCAAGAAGACACUCAGGUCGAGUCCAUUAUUCCGGGCGGAACUGCUUGCAGAAUGACGAUGUAUAAGGUUACACAGCCCCUUUGAGCUACUCUUUUGGAAGUGCUAGAUUAUACAAGCCUCACAUUUACAACCAUCGUUUGUCCGUUUACAUUACAUGUUUUUGUAAAUGUACAGAAACUCAAAUAUUAUUGAUCACUAGAAAGAAAUGAUCAAAUAGUAGAGAGUUAUAACAUGUCAAACAAAUUAUUUAUAAAGACGGAUUUGCCCUUAUCGUGCAAAAUGCCAACUAAAUUUAGUUUUGAGUACGUGAAGUGAAUUUUCUAAAUUUUUUGUGGUGGGAAACUGCCAAAUUG